AUGUUGGAUGCUAACAGCUCUGGCAGCUUGCCACUGGCUGCCAAAGUUUCCUUGGCAGUUUUCAUGUCCCUGCUUGCUUUUGCUAUAAUGCUGGGCAAUGCUGUGGUAAUUUUAGCUUUUUUGGUGGACAAAAAUCUUAGACAUCGAAGUAAUUAUUUUUUUCUUAAUUUGGCUAUUUCAGACUUCUUUGUGGGUAAAGAGGAACCGAGAACAGGCCAUCUACACUGCGCAGAGCACAAGGAUGCAGUGGAGUUUUACCAAAGGAGUGGGACUGGUGUGAUGAUUCAGUCUUUCCACAAGCAUGAGGACCUGGGUUCAAUCCCCGGCAGCUACCUAUGA
This is a messenger RNA of Onychomys torridus (southern grasshopper mouse), 339 nucleotides long. It is a transcript of the gene Hrh4, whose product is annotated as histamine receptor H4. Gene Ontology annotation, molecular function: G protein-coupled acetylcholine receptor activity; G protein-coupled serotonin receptor activity. Gene Ontology annotation, cellular component: membrane; dendrite; synapse. The record is from RefSeq and is a predicted model, not a curated record. The coding region runs from base 1 to 339 and encodes 112 amino acids. Lineage: Eukaryota; Metazoa; Chordata; Mammalia; Rodentia; Cricetidae. The transcript is spliced from 2 exons. Gene Ontology annotation, biological process: G protein-coupled receptor signaling pathway, coupled to cyclic nucleotide second messenger; inflammatory response; adenylate cyclase-inhibiting G protein-coupled acetylcholine receptor signaling pathway.